GGAGGGCGGGAACAGCCGAGGCCUCCUCCUCCUCCUCCUGCGGGGCCUGGUCCUUCGUUCCUUGGCGGAGGGGAAUGGCGCGGUGGCUGCGCGAGAGGCUGCUCUUCCGAGGCGGCGGCGGCGGCGGCGGCCCUCAGGGCAAGCCUUCCCCUCCGGAGCCGGACUACGCGGAGGCGGAGGAGGGCCGGCCGGAGGAGGAAGGGCCGGAGGAGCAGCCGGACCUAGUGGCCGCCUACCGGCUCCAGAGGGAGCGGGACUUCGAGGACCCUUACGGCCCAGCGGCGGGGGCCCCCGAGGGAGGCCUGCUGCUCCUCCGACAUCGCCACCGACACCGCCGCCGGCUUCUCCUGCUGCUGCGAGCCGAGGCCCAGGCCUCCAGGCCCGGCGGCGAGAAGAAGGAGCGGAGGAAGAAGGAGGCCUCCUCCUCCUCCUCCUCGUCGAUGUUGAUCCUGGAGGACUAUGCUGAUCCCUUUGAUACCAGGCAAGAGGCUAGCACUAGUCCAGCGGCGGAGCAGGAUCGGCUGAAAAGUGAAGGCUACAUGGAACCUUAUGAAGCUCAGAGGUUGUUGGCUGAGAUUCAGAAGAAAGGUUCCAAGGAUGGGCUAGCUGCUCCAAAACCUCUGCACUUGUAUGACAUUCCUUAUGAACCAUCUGAAAAUGGCAGAGAGCUGCCACCCUUGUCUGGAGUCCAGUGCCGCUACUCAUGGCUUCCUGAAGAUGAUGAGCGGCCACCAGAGGAAUAUGACCAGCCCUGGGAAUGGAAAAAAGAGCGGAUCUCCAGAGUCUUUGCAGUUGAGAUUGAAGGGAUCAAGGAGUUACCAUGGCCGCCUCCUGUUGGACAGCUGGAUAGCUCUGCAAAGCACUCAGAAGUUGAGGGAUCGCACAUCCCUCCUCCAAACCUCCAGAACACCAGUACCAGCCUCCCCGAUGCUUCAGGCAUAUCUGAUUCCCUGGAUGCUAGUGGCAAGGGAGCACAGAUGAACCAGCUGCCAUCUUGCAUGGAGAAGAGUAGCAGCCCAUGUUGGUCAAGCAUGGAACAUGGGCUGGCUUUCGGUGAACGCGUCAAUCCCACUUUACCACUGGAGAGCCAGGCGUGGUAUCAUGGGACUUUGAGUCGAGUAGAUGCUGAAAGGUUGCUGCGACUUUGCAGAGAAGCCAGUUAUCUUGUACGGAACAGCGAGAGCAGUCAUGAUGCUUUCUCUCUCUCCCUCAAGAGUAACCAAGGCUUUCUCCACAUGAAGCUCUUGCAGACAGAAGAUAACAAAUUCAUCUUGGGCCAGCACAGCCCACCAUUCGACAACGUCCCCGAGAUCAUCCACCACUAUACCAGCCACAAGUUGCCCAUCCAGGGGGCAGAGCACAUAUCCUUGCUUUACCCAGUCACCACACAACCCUCCAAUUGUCUUGCAGCUGAGCAGUGAUUUCUGGAGGUGAACUGUAAAGAGGUGGCUAGCUGGUCUGGGAAGCACAUGUGAGCACACCAGGCAAGAGUGGAACCUCUGGAUACAGGUGGUUGCAUGAGCUGGGAGAAGAGGGAUCCAAGGGAUAAGAUUGAAAGUCAUAGAAGAUUGAAAUGAGAUAAAAUCUGGGAAUCCAGAUACAAGAACCAUUCUAUCAUGUGCUCUGUAUUAAUAGAACUGUGUCUGUAUUGAUACUUUGCAUGCUGGACUCCAGGGCAUCCUGUUUGGAUGGCCAGUUAACCCCAUGCAUUUGGGGCAGGAAGGAAGACUAGGAAUCACAAAUUAAUGUGGCACCUUGGGUGUGUCACAGAAUUCAGUCCCCGGCAUCAGAAUGAUCCUCCCUGAGUUUGGUUCUGUUCAACAUAUACUUAUUGACUGUGGCAUCAACAUGCUGAAUGCUCAUAUCGUCCAUUAGGAUAGGCAUUUAUCAGUUUAAAUCAGGCUUUUCCAAUUGGACACUCUUCUGUUGUGUCAGACAACAGCUCCCAUCAUCCCAGCCUUCCUACCUACCGUUCAACACAAUGGGAGCGGUGAUACAUUUGACUGAGAGUCACCAAGACAAAAAUCAAGAGAGGAGAAACAGCAAAGUUACAAACCAGUUGCAAAAAUUCUGCUUGGUUUCAGAAAUAUGUUUUCUUUUCCAACUGCGUAUUUCAAGUUCUGUUCAUUUGUUUCUCUCACUUGACCGCCAUCUGAUGCAACAUAUACUCAGCCAAGAGGUCCUCACAGUCUCUUGUAAGUUGACUUUAUUGGCUGUGGAAAUUUUCAAUUUUCAAUUCCUUCUUGUGAGUGUGUGGAUUUAACAGACUGCUGUAUGGUACACUUGAUGCCUGAAAUUGGUUAUGACAUCUCUUGUGACUUUACUACUCGUAUCUGAUCCAUGCAGUUCUCCUCUAGAGUGUGAGAGCGGAUGACAGAGCAGCCAGUUGCCUUGAUAUAUGGGCACUGGCCUGUUUUCUCACAGCUGAGGCAGGCACUUCUGAAAGACCUAUGGAUGAGCCCAUCAGCCACUGUCCAGGCAGCAGUUCAGUGAACCAAGAACACUUAAGAAACACUGAUAAUAAAGAUGGAAAGACAAUUGCUCAGUGGUAGAAGGACAGUACCUGCUAGGCAUGUGGAAGAUUCCAAGUUCAAUUCCUGGCAUCUUGGUCUAGAGGAGUGAGAGCAGAUAUGGAGAAGACUUCUAUAGGACAACCAUUGCCCUCUAAAGUGGGUAACACUAGAUUAGAUGACUUUGCAAAGGCAGCUUUCUGAUUUUCCUGUGAUGAGAGCAUUUUGCAUGUAUCGAGUUCCCUGUUAUUGACUCUUUAUCCAGGAUGCAUUGUGAAGCCCUCAUUUCAUACCAGUCCGGGGGGAGGGGUCUUUUGUUUCUGCUUCCUGUAAAGAAAUUAAAACAUAUUAAACAGAG
This is a messenger RNA of Sceloporus undulatus (fence lizard), 2868 nucleotides long. RefSeq names its product Src homology 2 domain containing F (gene SHF). Bases 75 to 1421 code for a protein of 448 amino acids. Gene Ontology annotation, molecular function: phosphotyrosine residue binding. Lineage: Eukaryota; Metazoa; Chordata; Lepidosauria; Squamata; Phrynosomatidae. The transcript has 8 exons. The record is from RefSeq and is a predicted model, not a curated record.